Molecule: messenger RNA, 2673 nt
Organism: Symbiodinium natans
Lineage: Eukaryota; Dinophyceae; Suessiales; Symbiodiniaceae
Source: the annotation of a GenBank genome assembly
AUGGGGGUGCGUAUCCUCAACCUGAAUGGGGUGCAGCCGCCACGUUUGCUUAUCCUCAACCUGAAUGGCGGCCAGGUGCUUGUCCUCAACCUGAAUGGGGUGCAGCCGCCACGUUUGCUUAUCCUCAACCUGAAUGGGGGCCAGGUGCUUAUCCUCAACCUGAAUGGGGUGCAGCCGCCACGUUUGCUUAUCCUCAACCUGAAUGGGGGCCAGGUCCUUAUCCUCAACCUGAAUGGGGCGCAGCCGCCACGUUUGCUUAUCCUCAACCUGAAUGGGGGCCAGGUGCUUAUCCUCAACCUGAAUGGGGCGCAGCCGUCACGUUUGCUUAUCCUCAACCUGAAUGGGGGCCAGGUGCUUAUCCUCAACCUGAAUGGGGUGCAUCCGCCACGAUUGCUUAUCCUCAACCUGAAUGGGGCCCAGGUCUUUAUCCUCAACCUGAAUGCGGGCCAGGUCCUUAUCCUCAACUUGAAUGGGGUGCAGCCGCCACGUUUGCUUAUCCUCAACCUGAAUGGGGGCCAGGUGCUUAUCCUCAACCUGAAUGGGGUGCAGCCGCCACGUUUGCUUAUCCUCAACCUGAAUGGCGGCCAGGUGCUUGUCCUCAACCUGAAUGGGGUGCAGCCGCCACGUUUGCUUAUCCUCAACCUGAAUGGUGGCCAGGUGCUUAUCCUCAACCUGAAUGGGGUGCAGCCGCCACGUUUGCUUAUCCUCAACCUGAAUGGGGGCCAGGUCCUUAUCCUCAACCUGAAUGGGGCGCAGCCGCCACGUUUGCUUAUCCUCAACCUGAAUGGGGGCCAGGUGCUUGUCCUCAACCUGAAUGGGGUGCAGCCGCCACGUUUGCUUAUCCUCAACCUGAAUGGGGGCCAGGUGCUUAUCCUCAACCUGAAUGGGGUGCAGCCGCCACGUUUUGCUAUCCUCAACCUGAAUGGGGGCCAGGUCCUUAUCCUCAACCCGAAUGGGGUGCAGCCGCCACGUUUGUUUAUCCUCAACCUGAACGGGGGCCGGGUGCUUAUCCUCAACCCGAAUGGGGUGCGGCCGCCACGAUUGCUUAUCCUCAACCUGAAUGGGGGCCAGGUCCUUAUCCUCAACCUGAAUGGGGUGCAGCCGCCACGUUUGCUUAUCCUCAACCUGAAUGGGGGCCAGGUCUUUAUUCUCAACCUGAAUGGGGUGCAGCCGCCACGUUGUCUUAUCCUCAACCUGAAUGGGGGCCAGGUCUUUAUCCUCAACCUGAAGGGGGGCCAGGUCCUUAUCCUCAACCUGAAUGGGGUGCAGCCGCCACGUUUGCUUAUCCUCAACCUGAAUGGGGGCCAGGUGCUUAUCCUCAACCUGAAUGGGGUGCAGCCGCCACGUUUGCUUAUCCUCAACCUGAAUGGCGGCCAGGUGCUUAUCCUCAACCUGAAUGGGGUGCAGCCGCCACGUUUGCUUAUCCUCAACCUGAAUGACGGCCAGGUCCUUAUCCUCAACCUGAAUGGGGCGCAGCCGCCACGUUUGCUUAUCCUCAACCUGAAUGGGGGCCAGGUCUUUAUCCUCAACCUGAAUGGGGUGCAGUGCUUCACCAGAAAGGGGCGCAGCCGCCACGUUUGUUAUCCUCAACCCAACCAGAAUGCGCAGCCGCCACGUUUGCUUAGCCUCAGCCUGAAUGGGGGCCAGGCGCUUAUCCUCAACCAGAAUGAGGUGCAGCCACCACGUUUGCUUAUCCUCAACCUGAAUGGGGGCCAGGUGCUUAUCCUCAACCUGAAUGGGGUGCAGCCGCCACGUUUGCUUAUCCUCUUGCUUAUCUCCAGCCUGAAUGGGGGCCAGGUCCUUAUCCUCAACCAGAAUGAGGCGCAGCCGCCACGUUUUCUUAUCCUCAACCUGAAUAGGGACCAGGUCCUUAUCCUCAACCAAAAUGAGGCGCAGCCGCCACAUUUGCUUAUCCUCAACCUGAAUGGGGGCCAGGUCCUUAUCCUCAACCAGAAUGAGGCGCAGCCGCCACGUUUGCUUAUCCCCAACCUGAAUGGGGGCCAGGUCCUUAUCCUCAACCAGAAUGAGGCGCAGCCGCCACGUUUGCUUAUCCUCAACCUGAAUAGGGGCCAGGUCCUUAUCCUCAACCAGAAUGAGGCGCAGCCGCCACGUUUGCUUAUUCCCAACCGAAAAGGGGGCCAGGUCCUUAUCCUCAACCAGAAUGAGGCGCAGCCGCCACGUUUGCACCGCGGGCCAGGCGCAGCCGCCACGUUUGCUUAUCCCCAACCUGUGAACGGGGGCCAGGUCCUUAUCCUCAACCAGAAUGAGGCGCAGCCGCCACGUUUGCUUAUCCUCAACCUGAAUGGGGGCCAGGUCCUUAUCCUCAACCAGAAUGAGGAUGGCAUGGGUGGGCCUGCGCAACCUGGCAAGAAGCGUUGCUCUCUCUGCAGUUUGGAGAGCUUGGGCGGCGCGCUCGCUUCUCGCGUGGGCAAAGGCAACUUGGUCAGGCAGCUCAAGCAUUGGCGCCAAAUUGGGUCGCCAACCUACGAGGUGAAGACAAAGUGCAAACGUCGCACAUGUUGGCAGGGCAAGCCUGCCAUUGUGAGGUUCCAUCGCCGUGGUUGGUGGCGAGCUCGCCGCGCCUUGAAGACAAUCUACUUGGCAAAGCUGGCCGAAGGACCUCCAUUGAACAUCAAGGCUUUGAAAUGGACAGUGGAAGAAGGGUUGAUUUAA